AUGAUGGUGAAGAGUGGAGUUGCUGUGUUUUUCUUUCUUUUCUGUUUGGCUUUGACACAAAGCUUGGCUGCUGCUGAUGAUGCCAAAGCUCCAUCACCACCCUCCCCAGCCCACCCAGGGUUUUCAUGGUGGCACCCUGACCCUAAGCUUAUAAAGUGCAUGGGAGAUUACCGUGCUGCUGCCGGAACUUGUUACCAUGAGGUUUGCGUGUCGUUUUGGACCCGAAAAGUUGCCAUUCAAGAAGAUUGCUGCAAGGCCAUUGUACAGCUUGACGAAGAUUGUUCCUCAGCUGUGUUCAGCAGGUUCAACAACCCUUUCUUCCAGCUUUUGUUGAAGGAAUAUUGCUCAAACAAAGGAGAAGGAUCAUCACCGGCACCACCAAAGGCAACACCAGCUCCACCAAAAGCAUAA
Molecule: messenger RNA, 411 nt
Organism: Prunus armeniaca (apricot)
Lineage: Eukaryota; Viridiplantae; Streptophyta; Magnoliopsida; Rosales; Rosaceae
Source: the annotation of a GenBank genome assembly